AUGGUGAUAACGUCUUCUGAAUCAAUUCCUUUUUUGCCCUUCAACUGCGAUAAUCCUUUGAGUAACACCCCAAUCUAUAUUGCUUACCAUUAUUUUGGGGCAGGCCAUUACGAUGCUACGGAAAGCAUAACCAAUGGUAAGUUGAAGUGAAUGGUAAAUUUAACAGGGAUAAGUCUGUCAACUCAGGGAAUUGCGUUAUGGGCUGCCGUAAAAUCAAAAGUUGUAAAUACCAGUUUGUUAUGGGUGACCAAACUUUUAUCAUCCAUGUCAUGAUCAUAAUAAUGAGUUAUUUUGACGUGUUAUAAGUUUUAUAAUUACUCAAGUGGGGCUAACAAUAGGUUUUAUGUUAAAUAGUUGGUCACGUGAUCGACUUUCUUCAGAAUAUGUUCAAAAGGCGCGAUUGCAACGCCUACCGAGAGUACAAGGAUUUGUAUGGUAGAAACAUUCAACCGUGACUGGGUGGCAAGAGUUUAUUUUCCCAAUCGCCAUUUUCACAUACACCAUAAUGGUUACAAUGGUUUACAAUGGUUAUUCAAAAAUUUGGGAGGUCAACAAGGUGCAAUACGGCGUAUUUAAAAAGGUUGAAUACGAACAUUCCAAUUGUCGUCGGCCGUUUACAAUCGCUACUUUUGAAAUAUACGACUGAAAAUUUGCAGGUUAUGUAAUUUUAAUACGCCUUUUUCAGUUCCUUCUAACACUAGUUUUUCCUAAACGCACUAAGUUUUGUUUUCAGUCAGUUGUUGGCAUAUACAAGAAAACCUGAGACAGACCUCGAUUGGUUGGGCAACCUCGAGACCUAUGAAUACCACUAUAGUCCAUUAAAGCCAUGCUUGUAGUUACACGGCCGGUAAAACGAAAAGGAACAGCAACAAUACUAAACAACCUAACAAUAAUGAUAACAACAAUAAUGAUAAUAAAACCAAUAGCCUGAGUAUUCACCUCUCUCCCUUUUUCGCUUCCAUCUUUCCCCUUUUCCCCAGAAACGCCUGAUACUCAGGCUAUAAAACCAAGUAAUCAACGAUUUUUUUUUUCAGAUCCUAUCGAGGCUGAACUUCAACAUGCUCAGGAACAGGCAGUUUCCCAAAUUUGCUAUUGUGGAAGGAAGGCAAAAUGCAGAAGUGAGGGCUUUUGUGUUUCAACUGAAAAAUCUCGUUGCCCGUGUGUUUCUAACAAAAAAAGUGCCAAGCUCAGUGCAAGUGCCGCAACUGCGACAAUCGCAGUCAGAAUCCCCAAAAGCUGUCAUGCCGGUGUGGAGAAAGCAGGGCUAAAGGACGGAAAACAGGUCAAACCUCUUGCAUAG
Porites evermanni is the source of this 1300-nucleotide messenger RNA. NCBI's taxonomy places the organism in Eukaryota, Metazoa, Cnidaria, Anthozoa, Scleractinia, Poritidae. The record is from the annotation of a GenBank genome assembly.